Messenger RNA from Akanthomyces muscarius, 474 nucleotides. RefSeq lists its product as uncharacterized. NCBI's taxonomy places the organism in Eukaryota, Fungi, Ascomycota, Sordariomycetes, Hypocreales, Cordycipitaceae. The record is from RefSeq and is a predicted model, not a curated record. The transcript has a single exon. Bases 1 to 474 code for a protein of 157 amino acids.
AUGCAGACCAACGCACUUCUCGUCAGCCUCCUCACUUCCGGCUUCGCCGCCGCCGCCGCCAAGUCGUACAGCACCCCCUUGGACUGCACUCCUUCUGUUGCUUUCACAAGCCCUGCCUAUGGCCCCCCUGACUAUACGGCCUCGACCAGCACCCGUUCGCCCAGCUUGGGAGGUCACUGGCCCCAUGAGUACACCACCACCUCAGUCCACGAAACUGUCAAAAUUGCCGAGGGCCCUAGCUACACUACCUCGAGCCACCCCCAUCAGCCCACUGUCAUGACCAUCAAGACAACCUCCACGACUGGCUCCACGAACGCCUACAAGAUCGCGAGCAGCACGUUCAAGACCUUCAAUACCGGCACCACUGGCAUCCCGAUGUCUACCUACGGUCCCGUCCAGAGUCUUGCCAACCACAUCGAUGGCCAAGGUCUUCUCAUUGCAACUGUUGUCGCUGGUCUCUGCUUCUUCAUUUAG